AUGAACGCGGUCCCCAUCCGUCAAGAUGCAACCGACGAAGAGAAGGAAGAAGCUACAAAGAAGGCUGUAGAACAGUGGGAGAAGAUGGGUCGCAGAGCCUCCUGGGGAUGUGAGUGGUACAAACGCUGGUUCGACCUGGUAUGCGCGGCUGUCGAGAAGAAGCAGCGACUAAAGGCAGUCUUCUUUCCGGGCCAGGUGGGUUACGGCAUUCCCACCAUGGAGGACCUCUCCGACUGCGAGGUGGACCUCUGGGACGGGGUCGGAUGUGGUGGCUCGCAGAAAUCCGAGCUGGCAACGGCGAACCUCAUGCAGAAGCAACAUCCCGGAUGGGAUUAUGAGGAGGUGGAUGUCACGGCUUUUCUCAAGAACGAGUUUCCGCUGGGUGCCGAAGUGGAUGCUCUGCAUGAGACCGAAGCUGUCUCCAGAUGGCGCAAGGGCAUUGUGGUAAAGCAGAUGGAAAAAGUGACUAAAACCGAGUCCGGCGAUGCGUCCACGGAGUUUGUCUGGCAGAUCAAGUGUGACGACUCUGGAGACAUCUUUGAGGCCAGACAAGUCCGACACCUCAACGUGGCGGUUGAGCAGCUGUUGCACCGGGACAUCCUGGAGCCUGCUUUGCGCCAAUGCCUGGCGGACGUAGAACUGCGCCAUCCCACCGCCUGCCGCCUCCGCAGCGGCACCCCGGCGCUGAGCAUUGGCAUUGAAAUCCCGAACGUCGAGUCGCUCCUGGCACUGAGAGAUCGCGUCUUGAGCGGCGACUUCGAUCGGAGCGUCAACGAAGGCCUGGCGCGCGGAGCUCCAGAGUUCAAGGUCAAGUUCGACAAGGGUCGGCUCUUCGAGCUCUACGAGGAUAGUCUUCUGGGCUUGAAGGAGCUGACCGAGCAUCAGCAGGUGAAGCUGAAAGAGAUGGAGGGCCUCGACGACGUUCAUCUCUUUGCCCCAGCGGGUGCCGGAAAGACCUUUGUUGCGGUGCAGCACGUGCUCGAGCAUCUCUUCUCCCAUCCCUCAGCCUGUCUGCUCUACGUCGCUCCCUCCGGAAACCUUGGCCUUCACUUCAUUCGCUGGCUCUCUACGCGACUCGCAUCGCGAAAGCAUCACAGCGAUCCGGGGCUCGUGCAAAGCAGGAUCCAGCAGGUGCUCUCCAGAAUCACCUUGCUGCACAGCCCCUUCCAACACUUCCAGGUGCCCUCCCUGGACGGCGAUCGCAUACUCCGACGUGUGGCCGAACCUGGCCCAGAAAAGUGUGACAUGGUGGUCUACGAUGAAAGCCACCACAUCUUCUCUCUUCCGCCUGAAGAGAUGAGCUCGACGCUCCUUCCAAGCCUAUCGGCGAAGCGCCGACUUCUCUUGUCAGAUGAGUCGCA
This is a messenger RNA of Symbiodinium necroappetens, 1361 nucleotides long. The record is from the annotation of a GenBank genome assembly. Lineage: Eukaryota; Dinophyceae; Suessiales; Symbiodiniaceae.